AUGAAAAGUCAAUAAGGAUAUCUAUCAGAAGUCGACAUAAAUUAGAAUCAUAAAAAAUACAGUAGUCGUUAUAAAAUGGUGAAUGAGAAGCGUAAUUCAAUGUUAGUCUCAUUGGUGCAACCUAAUCGAAAAAAUCUGAAUAAAUCAUUUGUUCCUGAAUUAUAGGAGAUGCCAAUGAAAUAACGAAGAAAUAGUUAUUAAGAGGGUAUUUCAGGAUAGAAAAUGAGUCGAUUAAAUUGUCUCUACCCUCAAACUAUUUGUAUGCAACAUGCUUUGUAGAAACCAAAGAUAGACAAUAAGGCUACACUGCGUAAGGCUGUGAAGAGAGCUUCGAUCAUGAUGACAACAGUGAAAUAUUGGAAGGAUCAUUCUUACAAGAAAAUCGAAGUUCCAGCAAUGAUUAAAUCUAUCCAUACUAAAGAUAAUUGUUUAUGUGAUCGGAAUGCAUUAACAACUCGGAGUGUGAAAAAGAGUGAAUUACCUCCAGUGCUUCUCAGUUAAUAUAGAAUCAAAAACAACGAACGACUAAUUCAAUACAGUCGAGAUAGAACUGCAGACAAGACUAAGUCAGUUAGUCAUCAUUUUUCAAAUCUCUAUACUCAUUCAAUCCCAGCUUUUUCUCCAAGAUAUAGCAUCCAAAAUGCUAAUAUCAGAAUAAAAUAGUGA
Molecule: messenger RNA, 666 nt
Organism: Paramecium tetraurelia
Lineage: Eukaryota; Ciliophora; Oligohymenophorea; Peniculida; Parameciidae
Exons: 1
Source: RefSeq, a predicted model, not a curated record